This is a messenger RNA of Phytomonas sp. EM1, 1257 nucleotides long. The record is from the annotation of a GenBank genome assembly. NCBI's taxonomy places the organism in Eukaryota, Euglenozoa, Kinetoplastea, Trypanosomatida, Trypanosomatidae.
AUGAGACUUCGCUCCUUUUUCUUGCGGUAUUACCCACCGGGUAUUACAUUAGAAUACGAAACUUCGUCGGGUGAAAUUGGUCAAAAAGUGAUAGACUUACUGACACUUACCCCGUCAUCAAAUCUUACUCUUGUGGCAAAUGAACUAAUACAAUCUGAGUCACUCUUGACAGAGAAGUAUCGUCCGUCCAUUAUGCAAUAUUUAAAACGUUUAGUUGAAAAACUCAAGGAGGGCUAUCAAAAGCAGACAUUUUACCUUUUCAAAAGUUUGCGUGCCCAUUUGCUCCCUCUCACGAAUUGUGCUUUCAACAAGGGUGGUGACAAGUUUGUAACAGGUAGCUACGACCGCGUUUGUAAAGUGUGGGACACCGCGACUGGCAAUGAGUUGCUAUCUUUGGAAGGUCAUCGUAACGUAGUAUACUCCGUAGCUUUUAAUAACCCCUAUGGAAACCGUGUUGUGACCGGUAGCUUCGACAAGACAUGCAGGUUGUGGGAUGCAUCAACUGGACAAUGCUUCUACACUCUUACCGGACACGUGACAGAGGUUGUGUGCCUUUCAUUUAACCCUCAGAGUACGCUUCUAGCAACUGGUUCCAUGGACAAAACCGCCAAGGUUUGGGAUGUCGAACGAGGCGACGAGCUAUUUUCUUUGAUUGGCCACUCUGCUGAAAUUGUCUCUGUCAAGUUUAACUCUUCCGGCAACCUUGUCAUGACUGGUUCCUUCGAUAACACAGCAAUGCUGUGGGACGUGCGCACUGGAAAGCUUGUGAGGACACUGGAGGGCCACCGGGGUGAGAUUUCCUCCGCACAGUUCAACUUUGCAUCGAAUAUGGCAGUUACAGGAAGUAUUGAUCGCACCUGCAAGUUGUGGGAUGUCGGCUCCGGUAGCUGUCUAAGUACCCUUCGUGGACACACGGAUGAGGUUCUCGACGUAGUUUUUAAUACCACAGGCAGCCAGGUCGUGAGUGCGAGUGCAGACUCCACGGCGCGAGUAUACGACACCAACUCCUUCAACUGUGUUUCCAGUCUUAUCGGACACGAUUGUGAGAUAUCGAUGGUUCAGUUCAACCCCCAGGGAAAUAAAAUCAUCACAGCCUCGAGUGACAAGACGUGUCGCAUAUGGGAUGUUGAAUCUGGUCAAACAUUGCAGACAUUGAUCGGCCACGCGGAUGAAAUAUUUUCGUGCGCUUUUAACUACCAAGGGAACAUGAUUUUGACUGGUUCAAAGGAUAACACAUGCCGCAUAUGGAAGUGUUAG